AUGUCAAUUUGUGAAAAUGAAGAAACUCUUAACAAUUUAAUGAUCAAGAAUUUAUAGAGAGGUAAAGAAAAGGAUAAUCAUAGUGAUUAUUUUGAUUAUAAUCCUUUAACCUCAACUUAUAAAUGUUAUGGCUGUCAAAAAUAAAAACCAAAAUAAGUCUCACUUUUAUUGGCAAAUAAAAAAGCUAAAAAGAAAAAAAAGAUUUUCGAAACUUACAAAAUGAAUGAUAUUAUAAUAAAACCUUGGCAUCCAUUUUUGAGAGAAUUUUAAAAAAUAUUCAAAAACUCAAUUACUCCUUAACAUAAAUAACUUAAUUAUUAAGCAGAAUAUUAUAAACCAGAUGUUGUAUUACAAUUAUAUGAAGUAAUUCGCAGAUUAAGAUAAUAAUUAGAAGAAAAUGUGAAAUGCAUUUAAAAAGGAGAAAUUUCUGUAGUACCUAUUCUUGAAACCUUAGCAAAUUAUUCAAUAGAUGAAAUAGAAAUAAAUUAUGAAACAUUACACAAUAGUACUAAGUCAAUUCAGUAAGAAUCUACUAAGAAAUCUUUAGGCAAUUCAAGUAUUAGGUAUUAAAUGUAAGAAAAAAAGAUUUAACAUUUCAAAGAAUAAUUGGAAAUGACUAAAGAAUAAGUCUAAUUGUUAGAGUAAAAUAAUUCGAUAGGUUUAAAAUAGUAAAUUGAUAAUUAACUUAAAGCAUAAAAAGAAAUUUCUUAUUUGAAAAAUCUUUUAAAAGAAACUUAGGAUUAACUUUUGAUAAUGGAGAGAGAGUAUGAAUGGUUAAUAAAAGAAAAUUAUUUUUUAUUUUAGUAUGCCUAAUUAGAUAGACAUUAUUUAUUUAUUAAAAUAAUGGAAGUAUAUUUAAUUAUUAUAUGUAGUAAUAUCCAACUGAAUAAUUAAAAGAAACAGAUGUAUCUUAUUUUGAUAUAUAUUUAACGGAAUAAGAAAAAGAAUUAACUAAAAUUAAAUUAGAAAAUACAAAAUUAAGAAUUCAUGCAAAUCAUUUAGAAAAGGAGACAGAGGUGAUGAAAAAAGAAUCUUUUUCAUAAUUUUCAAAUGAAUUUUAAACUUAAGAAUAGAGAUGGAGUAAUGAAAAAAAUCAUUUAGAGAAAACACUUGAAUAAUUGAAAUAAGAAUUAGAGAUUAGUUAAAAAUUUGAAAAGGAAUUGAGAAUUCUAAAUUAAACUUUGUAAGAGGAACAUGAUAAAUUGAGAAAGUAAUUAUUUGAUUACCAAACUGGUAUGAAUAAUAUUAGUCAUUAAAAUUUAUUAUAGAGAUAAUAAAAUGAUUAAUUAUUAAAAUAGAAUUAGGAACUUUAAUAAACUCUAUAACAAAUAGAAUCAUAGGCUAUAGGUAGUACUAGAUAAUAAUUUAAUAAAAUGAGUCCGAAUGAUUAAGCAUAAUAAUUAGCAUUAAUAAUAUUAUCGAAAGAGCGUCCUAAUUAAGAAUAAAUAAAUUUACUUAGAUAAGUUUUUGGAGAAUUUACAGAUGAAAUAAUAUAAAAUUAAAUAGAAUAAAAUUAGAAUGAAUAAGCUGAAAAACUUAUAGAACAAUUAUAGGAUUUAAGAAAUUUUAAAGAAAAACUUGAAUAAUAAAAUAGAUUAAAUAAUAAGCAAAUAGAAGAAAUUAAAAAAGAAAUUGAUUAUGCUUUUUAAUAGAAUGAAAUAUAAUAAUCAUAAACAAAAGUUGGUAGAAAAUUGAAUUAUGAUGUUUAAGAUUAAACAUCAUUUUUUUAAUCUUUAGUAAAAAUUAAUGAGAUUUUGAAUAGUAAAGAAGAUGAUUUGUAAAAGUUGAAUCGAUUAAAAAGUCAAUCUCCUUUUAAUUAAAAAUAAGAUAUAUCAUAACUUCAUUGUUUAUUGUUAUUAUAAGCAUUAUCUUUAGAGGAAAUGAUAAUAAAUUAAGAAGAGAAUUAAAAAGAGAACUUCUCUGAUUAAGAUUUGAAAAGUUCUGAAGGGAAAGAAUAAUAAUAACCUGAAUUUUAUGCAAUAGAUGAAUAAGAAAUAGAAGAAAGCUCUUAAAAUGAUUAAGAUGAAGAAGUUGAAGAGAGUUCUAUUCAUUAACCUGAACCAUAUUAGGAUUAAGAAAAUUAAAGAAAGUGA
Molecule: messenger RNA, 2093 nt
Organism: Paramecium sonneborni
Lineage: Eukaryota; Ciliophora; Oligohymenophorea; Peniculida; Parameciidae
Source: the annotation of a GenBank genome assembly